Molecule: messenger RNA, 549 nt
Organism: Abrus precatorius (Indian licorice)
Lineage: Eukaryota; Viridiplantae; Streptophyta; Magnoliopsida; Fabales; Fabaceae
Product: ethylene-responsive transcription factor ERF027-like
Exons: 1
Coding region: 1-549 (182 amino acids)
Biological process (GO): regulation of DNA-templated transcription
Molecular function (GO): DNA binding; DNA-binding transcription factor activity
Source: RefSeq, a predicted model, not a curated record
AUGGCCUCAUCAUCUUCAAAUUCAAAGAGGCACCUUGUGUACCAUGGAAUUCGAUGCCGUGGAGGAAAAUGGGUAACUGAAAUCCGUGAGCCACGUAAGACAAGCCGCAUAUGGCUUGGCACAUUUCUCACGCCGGAGAUGGCCGCUGCCGCCUACGACGUGGCGGCGUUGGCCUUGAAAGGCGAGGAAGCUGUUCCCAACUUCCCUGAAUCGGUUAGUAGGUAUCCAAUACCCGCAUCCAAAUCCCCUGCGGACAUCCGCACUGCAGCUAUUGCUGCAGCGGAGCUCAUGAAGCCUGAAGCCAACCACAACUACAACGCGUCAACAACUAAUAAUGCAGUAGUUCAGCAUGACAACAGUGGUUGUGUUGAUGAUAACGUUGGUCCUUUGUCUGAAACUGAGUUUCUGGAUGAAGAAGCCUUAUUCUCGAUGCCAAGUUUGUUGGUGGACAUGGCUGAGGGAAUGUUGCUAUCCCCUCCCAGAAUGAGCCCUCCACCGUCGCAAAACUCGCCGGAAUGUUCUGCUGGAGAAACUUUGUGGAACUUUUGA